CUUCAGAUUAAAAAAGUUCUUGAGAGCUUUUCCUUUUCAGAAAUCAGAAUAGCUCUGAGCUUAACGAAUAACGAUGAUGGCGUCUUCUUCACUUCCCUCGUUCCCAUGCCUAUCCUACUUCAAAAUGCCCAUAGCAGCUCUCACCAAUUCCCCUAGAACAACGAUUCCAUACAACCUGAAAAAGGGGCAAACCCGCCUUUUGCACAAGCUUCCCUCUGGUCUAAAAAUGGAGGUAAUCGAGCAGAGAAAAUCCAAAUCCGAAAGAGAGAAUCCACCAUUGGUGUUUGUACAUGGAAGCUAUCACGCAGCUUGGUGUUGGGCUGAAAAUUGGUUACCUUUCUUCUCUUCUUCUGGGUUUGAUUCUUAUGCUGUUAGUUUAUUAGGUCAGGGUGAAAGUGAUGAACCUUUGGGAACAGUUGCUGGAACACUUCAGACGCACGCAAGUGAUAUUGCAGAUUUUAUAGAAUCGAAUCUUGGCUCUUCACCUCCUGUUCUUGUUGGUCAUUCUUUUGGAGGACUCAUUGUUCAAUAUUACUUGGCAAAUAUUGUAAACAAGCGUUCAUUAGGUACGGAAAAUGCGUUUCCAGAGCUUUCAGGGGCGGUAAUGGUUUGCUCGGUUCCACCUUCCGGUAAUAGGUAACUUGUCACAACCAUUGGCUAUUUCCUAUAUCAGAGAACUUCUUCUUCUUUUAGCUAGCUUAUAUGUAACGUUUGGGAUUCUCUUUCUUUGUUCAGCGGCUUAGUGUUACGUUAUCUCUUUUCUAAACCUGUGGCUGCUUUUAAGGUAAAGCUCUUGUUCUGCCUUUGAUCUUGCUAGGGUCAUGUUUUCAACAAUGUUUGUUCUUGAGUAGGUUACUCUCAGUUUAGCUGCUAAAGGUUUUCAGAAAUCUAUUCCUCUUUGUCGAGAAACAUUCUUCUCUCAAGCCAUGGAUGAUCAACUUGUGAAGCGUUACCAGGAUCUUAUGAGUGAGAGUUCACGAAUACCGUUGUUUGAUUUGAGAAAGCUAAACGCAUCACUUCCAGUACCAAAACCAAUGGAGAAUUCGACCAAGGUUCUUGUUUUAGGUGCCAAAGAUGACUUCAUAGUGGACGAUGAAGGACUGAAGGAAACCGGGAGGUUUUAUGAGGUUGAACCGGUUUGUAUUAAAGGUGUUGCUCAUGACAUGAUGCUUGAUUGUUCAUGGGAGAAAGGUGCUAAGGUUCUUUUGAGUUGGCUAUGUGAUUUAUCUAAACCGGGGAGUUUAUCUGCUUAAUGGACUAUUUGUGUAGAUAGUUGCUUCUCUAUUUUUUUUUUGUUUAGUUAAAAGGAAGAAAAAAGUGAAGUGUUGAUUUAGUUUGCGGAUACUAAAAAGAUGAUCAGUGUUGAAGAAAACAAAUUGUCGAUCUAGUAUCUAGAAAUUAAGAGUCUCAUUUUCUCGAGAAAAUUAAUAACAAUGCAAGAAAAUGCCAAACACAGUCC
Molecule: messenger RNA, 1459 nt
Organism: Arabidopsis thaliana (thale cress)
Lineage: Eukaryota; Viridiplantae; Streptophyta; Magnoliopsida; Brassicales; Brassicaceae
Product: alpha/beta-Hydrolases superfamily protein
Exons: 6
Coding region: 74-640 (188 amino acids)
Source: RefSeq, marked reviewed